Molecule: messenger RNA, 1976 nt
Organism: Gossypium raimondii (Peruvian cotton)
Lineage: Eukaryota; Viridiplantae; Streptophyta; Magnoliopsida; Malvales; Malvaceae
Product: phosphatidate cytidylyltransferase 2
Exons: 13
Coding region: 388-1659 (423 amino acids)
Cellular component (GO): endoplasmic reticulum membrane
Molecular function (GO): phosphatidate cytidylyltransferase activity
Source: RefSeq, a predicted model, not a curated record
GCUCUCCUGGAAAAGGGCAAAUAAACCAAAAAUUUCAAUCAGCUGUGUUUAUAGCAUUUCCCUUCAAGUAGGAAAAUUAUUUUUCAAAUAUUAUUAUUUUACAACACAAUUUACGCUUGGCCUUCUCAACCUUUUCUUUUAUUUUUCUCUCUGUGCUCUCAUUUGGUGGGUUUCCAAGUUUACUGCAACUGAAAGCUAAACCAAGGUUGCUGUUGCUGGUGGAAACUGGAACUCGAAAUUUUAAAUCUUGGACAUGAAAAGACGAAUAGGAUGAGUCCCAGUUACUUCUCUUUUAGAGUUUGAUUUAAUAGCGGGGCAGCAAUUUCCACUGCAUCAGAAAUAUAUGUGAGUUUUUUCAUUUGACGAUCGACAUUAAAGUAAAGAGCCAUGCAAAAGGAGAAUAAUACAACUGUGCCAUCAGCUACUACUCCUAGAAUUCGGCACCGCAAAAGAUCCAAUGAGGUUAUUCCAGAACCUAGUAAAGCAAAUGGUGGAAAUUUGCUUGUUAAUGACCGUAACAAAUACAAAUCAAUGUGGAUCCGAACACACUCUACUGUUUGGAUGAUUGGGGGUUUUGCAUUAAUUGUCUACAUGGGUCAUCUCUAUAUUACAGCUAUGGUGGUGGUUAUCCAAAUAUUUAUGGCAAAAGAGCUUUUCAAUCUUCUCAGGAAAGCACAUGAAGAUAGGCAUCUUCCAGGGUUUAGGCUAUUAAAUUGGCACUUCUUCUUCACCGCAAUGUUUUUUGUAUAUGGCCGCCUUCUUAGCCAACCACUUGUCAAUACUGUAACUUCGGAUAAGUUUUUGUAUCAGUUUGUUAGCAGCCUUAUCAAGUAUCAUAUGGCUAUCUGUUACUUCUUGUACAUUGCAGGUUUUAUGUGGUUUAUUCUUACAUUGAAGAAGAAGAUGUACAAGUAUCAAUUUGGCCAGUAUGCAUGGACACACAUGAUCCUGAUCGUGGUCUUCACACAGUCGUCCUUUACUGUGGCCAAUAUCUUUGAAGGAAUUUUUUGGUUUCUUCUUCCAGCAUCGCUUAUUGUUAUCAAUGACAUUUUUGCUUAUAUCUUUGGUUUCUUCUUUGGAAAAACCCCAUUAAUCAAAUUGUCUCCUAAGAAAACAUGGGAGGGUUUUAUUGGAGCGUCUGUUACAACUAUCAUCUCUGCAUUCGUGCUUGCAAACAUCUUGGGUCGUUUCCGUUGGCUAACCUGUCCAAGGAAGGAUUUAUCAACUGGUUGGCUUGAAUGUGACCCAGGUCUAUUGUUUAAACCAGAGAAUUAUAUCUUACCAGGAUGGAUUUCUCAAUGGUUUCCUUGGAAAGAGAUCUCCGUUUUGCCUGUUCAGUGGCAUGCUUUAUGCUUUGGUUUGUUUGCAUCAAUAAUAGCACCUUUUGGGGGAUUUUUUGCAAGUGGUUUUAAAAGAGCUUUUAAGAUCAAGGAUUUUGGUGAUAGUAUUCCUGGGCAUGGUGGAAUUACAGAUAGAAUGGAUUGCCAGAUGGUGAUGGCGGUAUUUGCAUAUAUCUAUCACCAAUCAUUUGUCAUGCGUCAAGGCAUCUCAGUUGAAAUGAUCUUGGACCAGAUAUUGACAAACCUUACUUUCGAGGAGCAGCAGAGUCUUCUCAUGAAGCUGGGACAGAUCUUGCAGGAAAGACUUGAACAUUCUUAAAUAUUCAGGCAUAAUUCUGUGCGAGCUACUGGAACGUAUUGCUUGCACCUGGUGGUGUUAAGUUGUAACAACAAAAGAAGGAAAAGAAAGUGAUUUGUAUAUGGUGUUGUGUUUCAUGUUUUUCCAUUAAAAAAUUUUAGGCAGAAAAGUUUUCUUUAUGCGCCCAGUUUGUAUAGUAUAUGUUAAGCAAAUUAAUUGUUAAUUGCCUAAUUGCCCGUCAGUCACCGCGUCCUGAAUUGAUCAUUAUAUGUAUGCCGGUUUCUUUGUUCUUCCGAAUCGAAAAAAGGAAUAUGAACUGCUGUAUGUUGUCCUCAUAA